Molecule: messenger RNA, 806 nt
Organism: Sinocyclocheilus rhinocerous
Lineage: Eukaryota; Metazoa; Chordata; Actinopteri; Cypriniformes; Cyprinidae
Product: NADP-dependent oxidoreductase domain-containing protein 1-like
Exons: 4
Biological process (GO): L-proline biosynthetic process
Molecular function (GO): pyrroline-5-carboxylate reductase activity
Source: RefSeq, a predicted model, not a curated record
GAGAAUAUUCAAACAUGGGUGCUGAGUGUUACUUUGACAACAUUAGACUGGCUAAAUGGGCAGACAUGCUGUUCCUGUGUGUCUUGCCCUCUCAACUAGCUCAAGUCUGCGCAGACAUCCGCUGCCAUCUGUCUUCAGGCUGUCUGGUGUACAGCUUCACCUCAGCAGUGCCACUCAACAGGCUUGCUGUGCUCCUUGACCACAGUUCUAUUAUCAAACCCCAGUAUGAGUUUGUGGCUUGUGAUGAUGUCAAUAGAAUUUGGCAUCUUCACGAUCAGGUUACCGCAGCUUUACAGGAUAAGGACGUGAUUUCAGCCUCAGUUCCUCUUUCAAUCAAUGGUGGCCUCUUCCUGGAUCAGAGAUGGAUAUCUGCUGUGCUCUACAGUCUCCUCAACAUGUGCACGGCUCAGAAGCUGGGCUCCGGAAAGACUCUUCGGCUGCUAAACGGGCUGUUUGAGACAAACACAUUCACUUAUCACAGUCUUGUAAAUUCACCCAGUGCAUCUGAUCUCAAUAACCCUGAUGACCUUUUUCCGUGGAUCAGUUUGGUUGAUGCACAAACUAAAGACACUCCAUUGACUGAUUUGGUGUUGAGAGAUAAAGGUUUGCGAGACUGCAUUUCAGUUAUGUACUACAAUGUAUUCUCAAACUUAGCAGAAGGAUAGGACAUAGGUUCAGUUCAAUGAGACAGCAAUUAAAUUGUGCAACAUUUAAGUUUGAGUGUGUAAAUUUUUGUGUUCAUGUUCAAUCUGUUUAUCUUUAACCAGCAGGUGUUUGUAAAGUGAAGUCUAAAAUAAGUGUUAAUU